UUAUAUAUGGAUCAGCCACCUGGAAUGAAAGAUCCUAAUUAUCCUAAUCAUGUUUGCAAAUUACAGCGAGCAUUGUAUGGUUUAAAACAGGCUCCGAGAGCCUGGUUUAAUAGGUUGAGUAUGUUUUUAAUUGAUUAUGGUUUUUUUUGCAGUUUAGCUGAUCCAUCCUUGUUUGUCAUGCAUACAUCGACAGGUGUAUUGGUUUUAUUAAUUUACGUGGAUGAUAUGUUGUUAACAGGAUCGUCUAUGGCUCUAGUUCAGAAUUUUUUGCAGGUCUUAAGCAAGGAGUUUUCCAUGAAAGACCUUGGGCCAUUGCAUCAUUUUCUAGGCAUUCAAAUUCAAUCAACUGACUCUGGGUUACAAUUGAAUCAAACCCGUUAUGCCUAUUCAAUUUUGGAAAGAGCUCAGAUGGUGGAUUGUCAACCGAUGCCCACUCCACUUGUUCAGCGACACGAUGCUGUUACAGACCCGACACCAGUAGCUGAUCCCACCUUCUUUCGAGGGCUUGUGGGUUCGUUACAGUAUUUGACACUAACCCGACCGGAUUUGUCCUAUAGUGUCAACUAUAUUUCUCAAUUCAUGCACAGUCCAACUUUGUCUCACUUAAAAUAUGUUCGUCGUAUAUUACGAUAUCUCAAAGGAACAAUACAUUUUGGCUUAUUUUUUAAAAAAGAUACCUCACUUGUUCUUAGUGCAUUUUCUGAUGCAGACUGGGCCGGAUGUCCAACCACACGACGGUCUACUACAGGCUACUGUACUUUUCUUGGUUGCAAUAUCAUUUCCUGGUGUGCCAAGAAACAACACAUCGCUAUGCGCGUUCUAGCACCGAGGCCGAGUAUCGUUCCAUGGCUCACACCGCACUGA
Hevea brasiliensis (rubber tree) is the source of this 864-nucleotide messenger RNA. RefSeq lists its product as uncharacterized. The transcript has a single exon. The record is from RefSeq and is a predicted model, not a curated record. The coding region runs from base 7 to 864 and encodes 285 amino acids. Lineage: Eukaryota; Viridiplantae; Streptophyta; Magnoliopsida; Malpighiales; Euphorbiaceae.